GUGGUUGUUUAUGGACUUCUUUUGUAUUCGUUCGUUUUUGGUCGAUCGUUCCAAUCGCAUUGCAGUCAUUGCACUCUGCAGGAAAUUUAAGAAACUAAAGGGUCUUGUCUAUGGUCAACCCUGGUUGACAUUUUAUAAUUUUCGCGAGAUUUUUCCAAUUCUACAAAUUUUCAGCCAUCUGUGAUCUAUUUUAAGACUAAUGACUGAUAAGAGUUUCAUGAAUUCCUGUGUUAUUUUCUGGUGUGUCAUGUGUGUAGUCAGCGUGUGUAAGGCGUCGGUAUGAGAGUUCUAUAAAUAGUGCGGAGGUAGCUUCCUGAGGGUUGUAGUUGGGACAGUUUGGUAAUAUGCAAUGGAUAUACAAGGGCUGGAAGAGGCGAUGGCUGUGGGUGCUGUUAGUGGCAGCGUUGUGCCCGCUGGUCUUAGCCCAGAAGAUCGGUGACCCGUACGAGAUCCUUGGGAUCUCCCGCCGAGCAACACUCGUGGAAAUUCGCAAGGCGUACAGGCAAAAAGCUAAGGAAUGGCAUCCUGACAAAAACCUUCACCCAAAUGCGGAGUCUCGCUUUGUGGAAAUCAAGCAGGCGUAUGAGCUGCUUUCAGACACGGAGCGCAGGCAAGCCUAUGACCAGUAUGGCAUCACAAAUGAAGAUGAACACCUAUACAAACAGAGACAUGACUACAGCACUUAUGCUCGGUUCAGCACUGAUCCAUUUGAAGAGUUCUUCGGAAACCACUUCAGAACUCAGGACCAAGACAUCACAUUAUUUCAUAAGCUUUCAGUCACUGCUAAGCAUUUCGAGAACAACAUAAUGGAGAAAUCAGUCCACACUCCUGCUCUAGUCCUCUUUUACACCGACUGGUGUUUCGACUGCGUGCGAGCUGCCGCCUUCUGGCGGCGGCUAGUCGAAGCCUUGCAGCCUCUCGGUGUGACCGCGGCCACGGUGCACGCCGGGCACGAAGCGAGCUUGGUCAGGAGGAUAGGCGUGCACGGGGUGCCGUGCCUUACGCUGGUUCUCCAACAGCAUGUCUACAUCUAUAAGGAGAGUCUCAGCUCUAUGCCUAAAAUAUUAGAAUGGAUACGCUGGAAAUUCCCCUACAAGCUCGUUCCCCGAGUGACCGACUCCUCUUUGACCAGCUGGCUUGGGGACUUUGAAGAUAACAAAGUCAAGGCCCUCAUCUUUGAGGAGCAGCCUACCAUGCGCCUGCGAUAUCUGCUCACUGCGUUCCAUUAUAGAGACCGGGUUUCUUUCGGUUUCGUCGCAAUGACAGCACGCGACUCGACCAACGUGACCGCCCGCUACAAAGUCCAGCGGCACAUCGACACCAUGGUGCUUUUAAAAGAGGACAGUCCAGAACCGGCGGCCACAGUCAGCACGACUGAAAUACCGACGAAGACGCUGCGAGAACUGAUAGAAGCCAAUCAGUUGCUGACGCUACCGAGACUAUCCUCGCAGGCGGUCCUGGAGCACGUGUGCCCCGUGGAGUGGCGGCCGAGCCGGCGCCGCCUGUGCUGCGUGCUGCUGUGCCCGCGCGGCGCGGCGGCCGGCGCGGCGCGCCACGAGCUGCGGCGGCUGGCGAGGACGGCGCCCGAGAGACUUCACUACGCAUACGUUUAUAUGCACAAGCAGCCUAACUUCGUGCAGGCGCUGGCUAAUGGUUCAGGCAGCGACACGUCCCAAAUGGAACAUCGAGUAGUCAUCCUAUGGCGACGCGAAGCGACUCGCAUACAAUACGAAUGGCUCAACGAGACCUGGCCCGUGUGCUCCAACGGGCAUUGUGACGACUUCAGCGAACCGACCAAUGUGGUGUAUCAGGCGAGACUGAAUGAUACGAAACGAGCAUUGGAACAGUUGGUGAAGAGACUGUUGAAGCCUACGGAAGUGAUGGCUUAUGAGGCUCAUGUCCAGGAGCUGCUCGACGAAGCGGCCCGCGGUCCACUAUGGCGAGCCAUGCUGCUCAUAUGCGAGUGGGCGGAGCGCUUGGCGCUGGCGCUGCGCACGCAGAAGGCCGUGUCCCUGGCCUCCGUGCUCGGCACCGUGGCCGUGGUGCUGGCGGCCGGCUACCUGAUGGCGUACCUCAUCCGCGUUGAAGAAGAAUCAGUCCAACGCCAGCGAAGCGAGCGGCGGCGGCAAAACGGAACAGUCAAGAAAAACAACAACGAACCUCAGUCAGAAUUGAGGCUUCACGAGCUUAGGGCGGAGAAAUACAACGGACUCGUCCGAUUGCUGAAACCUGGGUGCCGCACCAUUGUGCUUCUCGUGGACAUGCAGAGCAGAGUGCAGCUGCUGUCCAAGUUUCACAAGAUCGUGUGGCCAUACCGCAAAAACAAAACCCUCCUCUUCGCGUAUCUCCAAGUAGAAAGAAACAUCGAGUGGUUCCGUCGCGUGCUGCAGCUGUCUCUAGGAGGGCAGGAGCUGCGAGUCAACGCCAGGAACUGCGUGGGCACAGUGCUGGCACUGAACCCGCACCGCAACUACUUCUGCAUAUACCACGCCAAGCAUCCCGAGGGCGCCAAGCCGCACAAGAGGAUGUCUCGAAUGACGCGGUCGCUCGGCGCGUCAGCGGACCCGGAGGCGGGCGCCUUCAUCGGCUUCACCGAGCGCGACUCCAGCUCCGACGAGGCGCCGCCGUCGCCGCUGCUGGAAGAAAACUUACUAGACGGACUGGAGAACUGGCUCGACCGACUGUUCGAAGGCAGCACCCACCGCUACUACAUCAACUACUGGCCUGAUAUGACCUCCAAGUGAAGUCCAUCUGAACGUAGCUCUUCAAAAACCAGGCACCUAAGGGAUCCAGUGCUAAAUUUGAACGAGAUAUUUAAGUAAAAUAACUUUUUUUUAAUUGGGUGACCACAUAAAUAGGCCAAUAUUAUUAAAUUUUGUGAAAAAGUUAAUGAGAUGAAAAAUCAGAUACAAUAAAAAAAAUUGUCACAAAACACUGCUAGCCCAACAUGACAUCCAAAAGAAUCUGUGCAAGUAACAGACAUCCAAGGGCAACAGCUAUGCUUGAACGCAGAUAUUUAAGUAAACUCAGUAAAGAAACUUUAUUUUAAAUGGGGUUGAUAACUGCCAAAGGUUUUUAAAUAUGGCGCCAGCAUAGACUAAAAAACAAGAAUUUGACACUAUUCGUAGGAUUGACAGGUAAAACCUAUGCUGGCGGCAUCUGUAAAAUACUUCAACCAGCCACCCCAUUGAGUGACCAGACCACACCAAUAUGUCAGUAUUUUUACAUUGUGUGUACAUUUUUUGCCUUUUCCUAAAUUCAUAAAAUGAAAAUGUCACCAAUACUUGAAAGCUACACGUUUAUAUGUAGCACUUUUUGGAUGGAACUGUCUUAGAAUAGAAUUCAAACAUGAAAUCAGCUUCAUGGAACUAUGGGAACCUAUGAAAAGUGUCUUUUCAAAAGGGCUUAAAUGAGCCCAUUGAAGAAACACUCCUACAUUUAUCUGUAUUAAUGUGAAUAUUACUGACUGCCGUGUUUAAGCUUAGCGAAGGCCAAAGUUACACUGAGAAUGCUCGUUUGCCUUACGUGUAAUCAUCUGAAUAGGCUUGUAGAAACAUGUGUACUACGCUUUAGGGGGUGUUUAAUAAAAAUGUUGGUUUAUGGCUUAGAUUUAAAACAUGAAUAGUUUACAAUUUAGCAACAAUUGUAUAAUACGAACAUAUUUAAAAGGCCGUAGGCAACGUUUUCGGUGUAACUUUUCCCUUUGCUAUAAAAUGGUCGUUAAGACCCUUCCACACUAUCAAAUCGGAGUGUGAAGGCCAUUACGUUAGUUCCCUGAUAAAAUCGAAUCUGACGUUUGGGAGCAGUUUAUGUAAAGAGGGCUUUCUGGAAUGAUAUUUAAAAUAAUCUAGUAUUAUCGAACGUUUUAUAGGCGGAUUAUAGCGUGCUAUAGAAUAUUGUUCACGAAGACUAAAUGACUCACUGGAAGUUAGAAUGGCAAAUAAUAGUAUUAAGUCAAGUAAGAUGGCUGCCAUUUACGCUAAGUAUUCUCAUUUAAAUUAAUUAAUAACACGGUUUUAAGGAGCGUUGUACUACAAGUCUAAAUAUAGGCACACUAUUCGUAACAAUUAACAGAUAAAUUGUUGCAAGCAUUUGAACCUUAACCUUUCAUAAGUUGUCAAAAAACGUGGAUUCUUACCUUAGUUGUGCUGUAUAGUUUGUAGCCACCCAGAGACCCAUAAAAAAAGUCUCCUAUUCCAUUCUAUCUUGAAUAUUUAUUUUGAAAAAUCAAAAUUGCAUUUGUCUUGUCAAGUUUUGAUUAUUGGGUGGUUUAAGGAUAAAGCAGAAAAAAUCGUUCUCUAAUAAAAUGCAAAAAGAUGGCUAAUCAUUUGGUCAGGAUCCUUAUCAUACACAGACAGGGGGUUACGCAUAUGCUCGUCGUGUUAAACAAUGAACUUCACAACUAUAAAGGUCGUUUAAUACUUAUGUGAUGGGAUGCUUUUACAAUUUGGUGCCGUGACCAGGAUUAUAAUUAUUCAGUAAGUAUUAAUACAAUAAGGUUUACAAUAAGUCAGAUGCAUGUUCUGUAGUAUGUUUUUUUUUGUAAUUGUCACUUUUUUUCGCUGAAUAAGAUUUUGAAAUAUUACUUACGUUUUCUGUUAUAUUAUUAUUUAUUACAUCGUUGACAAGA
Cydia pomonella (codling moth) is the source of this 4630-nucleotide messenger RNA. It is a transcript of the gene l(3)80Fg, whose product is annotated as dnaJ homolog subfamily C member 16. The record is from RefSeq and is a predicted model, not a curated record. NCBI's taxonomy places the organism in Eukaryota, Metazoa, Arthropoda, Insecta, Lepidoptera, Tortricidae. The transcript is spliced from 14 exons. The coding region runs from base 345 to 2744 and encodes 799 amino acids.